Molecule: messenger RNA, 3702 nt
Organism: Penicillium macrosclerotiorum
Lineage: Eukaryota; Fungi; Ascomycota; Eurotiomycetes; Eurotiales; Aspergillaceae
Gene: rgsC
Product: putative intermediate filament protein (Mdm1)
Exons: 2
Coding region: 1-3702 (1233 amino acids)
Cellular component (GO): intracellular membrane-bounded organelle
Molecular function (GO): phosphatidylinositol binding
Source: RefSeq, a predicted model, not a curated record
AUGGCCCUUCGUCGUCGCGACCUGGUAAUAGCGAGUGUCGCCUGUUUUAUCGCCUGGGGUCUGGUGGUCCGCUGGCUGCCGAUCCUCCGGUAUUUCGGAUAUGCGCUGGGGUUGGGUGCGGCGUUGGUCUCUGGCGGGUUCCUCAGCCUAGUGAUCUUGACGACCCGAAACAAUUAUGAGAAAAGGAUCGCUCCAAAGAGCGUUUCUGUCGCAUUCAUUCACCCAAAAUUGUGGCGCAAAGAAAUUUUGACUGUUCGCAAGACGGCCCGUUACCGCGCCAAACCGUUAUACCCAGAAUCCUUCGUCGUCUCUGAAGCAAUCGAUGAACUUUUGGCCCUCGUCAAUCGUGAAUUUGUCUCGUCAUGGUACCACAACAUUAGCCCGAACCCUACCUUUUCGAACGAAAUUGAUCGCGUCGUCCGCGUUGCGCUCGAGAAUCUCCGAGAUAAACUGCUGGCAGAAGAUCUGAUCUCGUUGAUCGUCUCACGAGUGUUUCCAAUUAUCACAGCCCAUUUGAAAGAGUUUGAUGUCGCUGAGCGCUCGGUGCGUGGGCGAAAUCUCAACCGAAAUGUGACGGAAUCUGAAGAGCUGGAUCUGGCGAUCGCUAACAAGUUUCGUGAGGGUCGGCUGCACCCCGCGGUUGGGCUCUCGGCGUCCGACCAAAAAGUGGUGCAGCAAGAAUAUCUACGCAAGAUCGCCGUCGGUCUUCUACCUCAAUUAUUCCCCGAGAAUGUGCUCAAUAGCAGGAUUGUUACCGUCCUCAUUCGCGAGAUCAUUGCGUGCGCCGUGCUUCUUCCUAUCGUGACUGCAUUGUCAGACCCUGAUACCUGGAAUCAGUUGAUGGAAGCGUAUGGGCGAACGGCCUUGCAAGAUCGGAAAACAGUGCGCAAGUUGCGUGCGGCGCUGGACGAGCAUGCUUCCCCUGCCCCUCGAUCUAAACGAGGACAGCCGUUCCCAAGACUUUCACCCCACGACUCCGAGAGAGCUUUCGAGCGUUUUGUUCGUGCUAUUAGACGCUGCAACAAUCUAUCGGAUGCUCGUCGUUUCCGCGCCCUUGUUUCAAGCCAGCUCAAGCGGGAGAGCAUGGUCGAAGGGCAAGACCAGGUCUACCUCAGACGUCUUGAAACAGGAAAACGAGUUCUAGAUCAAAAAGUCGCCAAAUUAGCGGUUCCGGGGGAAGCCUCUUCUUCAGCCGUCCUAGCAUCGAGUCAUGCUCGGCUUGAUGCUGCCUCCGCCCCACGAGAUACAUCUCUUGUAGAUGUGAUGCACAAUGCAUCCGGUCUUUCGUACUUCAUGGAGUUCAUGGAUCGCCAGAACCUGAUGCCUCUUGUUCAAUUCUGGAUCGUGGUUGAUGGGUUUAGAAAUCCACUGGAAGACGACUUCGGCGAGGAUUCAUCUACUUCAAGUACCUGGACGAGCGCUGAUAGGAAUGACAUGGCGCUUCUUAGUGAGACAUACCUCAACAAGCCCGAGAUCAAAGUCUCCAAGGAGUCCCGGCAAGCUGUCAAGACCUUCCUAAGCGCUGGCAAGCGUGCAACUGCCGAGCAAUAUCGUAAGGCUCGAACAGUGGUGUUGACUACACAAUCCGCGGUCUUAGAGGAGCUCGAGGGUACCUACUACCCUAAAUUUAAGGAAUCCGACUUAUACUGGAAAUAUUUAGCAUCAGACGAGACUUCUGGCUCUCAGGCCCAGAUACCUCGCCCGCCUCCGCCCACUGUCACUUUUAAUGCCCCUGAGAGGCGACCCUUGCCUCCUCUUAUGGUGCGCACCACUUCCCAGCCUGGCACCAGGCCCUCUAAAGACCUCCGACGAGCUGCGGUUUCAUCCAGUGAUGUACGUAGCAUGGGAAAGAUAUUUGAUGAUGAUGACUCGCCACGACGUUCUAUUGACUCUGAACGGUCUGCGCCUCUAUUUGACGACGAUUAUGAUACAGACAAUCUUGCCAACUCGACUGCCAGCCUAGGCAAAGAUUCACAAAAUGGUGACAAUGAUGCGACUGAGAGUCAAGUCCUAGAGACCAUGGAAGCUGCUUUGAACGACAUCAUAACUAAUGAACCCAAGAACGGACGCAUGGAGGACUUGCGGAGUAGCGACUUGAGAAGUAGUGAUGGAGCUUCUUCCUCGUCCCUGUUUGGGCCAGAGCGCCCGGAGCUUUCGCCUCGUACUUCGUUCGAUGUGCCUCGCCCUGAUGGCCGCCCGAUCGACAAGGCGAAGAAGAGCAUUGCGUCGCUCGGGUUAGUCGGCCAUGGAGCUCGUCUGGGCGUCUUUGAAGACGACCUCUUCCCGGACCAGCAGAAAUUCAUCGAAGACGAGUAUGAAGAACCUGUUGGUGCCGAUGAACAAGAUCCCGCGGAUGAAGUUCAUGAAGCAGCACCUGGUGACCUAGGUCUUACUGAAGCCAUUGAGGUUCUCACCACCGAUAUCGACAAGCUUACAGCCCAAGACUCAGUCGUCGAAGCAUUGACUCGAAAGGCUGAAUUGACUAACAACACUGCAGAGCUCCGCAUUUUGCGGAAAUCCAAAGCGAGCAUUCAGCGCGAGAUUCAUCGAAAGGAGAUGCAACGGCAACAAUAUAUCAUCCAAGAAAGCGACAAUAGUUUGUAUGGCCGGUCCACCGUCCGUAUUAAGUCUAUUGUGGUGGGCAAGGAGGAGGAUGAUGGCCGAGAGUUUGCAAUGUAUGUUGUUGAAGUCCAACGGAAUGCCGGCGAACAAAUGCCUGCUGCAUCCUGGGCUGUCGCACGUCGGUAUAGUGAGUUCCACGAGCUCCAUCAGAAGCUUCGCAUGAGCUAUCCUUCCGUGCGACACCUAGAAUUCCCGCGUCGACGCAUGGUCAUGAAACUGCAACGAGAAUUCUUGCAAAAACGGCGUCUUGCCCUGGAAGCCUACCUACAACAAUUGCUUUUGCUUCCCGAGGUCUGCCGCAGCCGGGACCUGCGCGCAUUUCUUUCGCAGCGGGCCAUUCUCCCUCGCGAAGAGUCCAACCGGAAUAGUGAAGGAGAAACCAAGGACCUUGUGACUCGUAUCUACAACUCCGUUGCUGACGGCAUGGACGACUUCCUGGGUAACUUCGGUGUCCUCGACCAGCUCUCUACAGCCGGUCAGAAUCUUAUCUCCGCUGCAACCCAGCAGACCAGCUCAAUCACGGUGCAGGACCCUGUCCUCGCAACCGAAGACGCUGUCACCGCGGCGGAAGCUGAAGCCGAACUCAACGCCUUCGAAGACCGCGAGCUCGAGCCAUUCAUCAAACCCAUUUGCGACCUUUUCCUCGAAGCCUUCGAACUCAACCGCGGCAACAAUUGGCUCCGCGGUCGCGCCGUUGUUGUCGUUCUACACCAGCUCCUCGGCGGCACCAUCGAGCGCAAGGCCCGCGACAGCGUCCGCUCGCUCUUCCAAGACGACUCGCUUCUACGGUACCUCACUCUCGCCCGCGACUCGCUCUUCCCUGACGGCACCCUGCGAAAAUUCAUCCCCCGCUCCGCGCCUGAGCGGUUGAAGAGCCGCGCUGAGGCGACCGUCGUUCUCGCAACGCUCAUCCCAGACCUUGCAGGUAACGUCGUCGGCCGCGCGAACGCGCAGGCCGCCGCCCGCCGCAUUUUCGCCACUCUCAACAACCAGCCGCUGAAUACGCACCUGGCAUUCACGGUGCUGGAUGAGAUCAUCCUAGUGCUUUUUGGCAGCCGCGAGCCUGGCCGCUCCCGCUGA